Molecule: messenger RNA, 944 nt
Organism: Brassica napus (rape)
Lineage: Eukaryota; Viridiplantae; Streptophyta; Magnoliopsida; Brassicales; Brassicaceae
Product: cyclin-dependent protein kinase inhibitor SMR6-like
Exons: 1
Coding region: 136-471 (111 amino acids)
Biological process (GO): regulation of DNA endoreduplication
Source: RefSeq, a predicted model, not a curated record
GCAAUUACAAGACGUGUGUCUUUAUAAGUGUGAAUCUUUCGCAGACUUUUCACUUAUUCCUUCAUUCUUCUUUUUGUUUUCACACCUACUCGUCUCACCGUAUCCUCUACUUGAUCGGAACCAAUACAAAAAAAUAUGGGAUCGUCGAAGAAAUCACAAAUCGGCAGAGGAUUAGACACCGACUGUCAAAAAUGGGUCAUUGCCGAAAUAUCUAUUCGGGCUUCGCUUAAACCGGUGAAGACGAAGUUGAGAAAGCCGGAGAGAGAAACCGAAGCUGAAGAAGAAAAGUAUAAUAGUAGCGAAGAGUGCUGCAUCACGCCCACGGCGAAAGAAGCGAAGUUCUCGGAGAAGCUGAAGUGUCCGCCGGCGCCAAGGAAACGCCGACCUGCGUUGAAGUGUCGGAGCAAUGUUGGUGUAGAGUACUUCGUGCCUCCGGAAGAUUUGGAGACGGUGUUUAUACGACGCCGUUAGUGUAAAACGAUAUUUAUUCUCAAAGACGACUCUUUGUCACUUUAGCUUCGACUAUAAACUUAGAAUAGAUUCUUUAAUCAGAAUAUUUUAUGGGCUUUUAGAAUUUGUCUUUAACAAUUUGCUUGCUACUUUAAUUUUAGUUUGGUUUGGUUUCACAAAUAAACCAGAAUCUAAAAGUAAUCGAAAUCAAUUAGACUGAACACUCUUGACUCAUCUCUGCCAUGGUGUCUUGUCGCACAAGUUGUCGCUUCUUGAAUCAAAAUUUAGUUCAAGAACGAAUAUUAAUUCAAGGUUCUGAACUUGAGGCUGAGUGCUGAAGAUUUACAUAGGGAGUUAGGGAUUAUUGUUACUUCAGGCUGGAAAGAAGAUCCUAACGAACGGCCAAACUUCAAAUGCUCCUUCUUUACCUCUCCACUGUUUCGUCGCCCAAAAUAAAAAAUAUACGCCGUUGCCGGGGAUGGAACCCGGGUCAC